This is a messenger RNA of Cladophialophora psammophila CBS 110553, 843 nucleotides long. Its product is annotated as hydrolase-HD superfamily protein. The record is from RefSeq and is a predicted model, not a curated record. Gene Ontology annotation, cellular component: cytoplasm. The coding region runs from base 1 to 843 and encodes 280 amino acids. The transcript has 2 exons. Gene Ontology annotation, molecular function: 5'-deoxynucleotidase activity. Lineage: Eukaryota; Fungi; Ascomycota; Eurotiomycetes; Chaetothyriales; Herpotrichiellaceae.
AUGGCUUCAGACAGACCGCAGAUUCCUCCUUCUCAACCUUCGUACACCCUCAGAACCUCACACACAUCCCUUCUGCCCAAGCCGAACCCAUGGUCCGUCCGUGCAGUGCUGAAAGACCUCCCCAAUCCACCACCGGAAAACUCCUCCUCUCCCAUAGCCUUCUUCCACUACCUUGAGCGCCUAAAGAUCGAGAAGCGUGAAGGAUGGCGAAGAUUUGGUAUCUCAACCGGCGAAUCUAUAGCAGACCACAUGUACCGCAUGUCCCUGAUCACCAUGUUCGCUCCCCCCGAACUAAGUUCACGCUUGGAUAUCCCAAGGUGUACGAAGAUGGCGUUGGUCCAUGACAUGGCUGAAGGCCUCGUCGGGGACUUGACCCCCGUUGAUGGAGUACCGAAAGUGGAAAAGAACAGACGUGAGGCCCAGACCAUGGACUGGGUGGCUCAGUCAUUGCUCGGAAAGGUGCAUGGUGGCAUCCCGGGCAAGGAUCUUCGCGCGAUUUGGCAAGAAUAUGAGGACAGCGAGACUCUGGAGUCAAAGUUCGUUCAUGAUGUGGACAAGCUGGAGCUGAUACUGCAGAUGGUGGAGUACGAGCGCGCCAACAAUUGCGCCAUUGAUCUGAGUGAGUUCAGCUGGGUGGCGAGGAGAAUCAGUCUGGAAGAGAUGAAGGCCUGGGCACAGGAGAUCUUGGAUGAGAGAGCAGAGCUUUGGAAGAGCAAAGAUAUGGAACCGAGAGAGCCCACAAAGGCGGCGACAAUCAAGGAUCAACAGGACGAAUACUACAGCAACGGGGAACGCCGGGUGUUGGGGAAUGGAGUGGCCGAGAUGAAUGGACAUGCAAAGUGA